This is a messenger RNA of Nestor notabilis (Kea), 1354 nucleotides long. It is a transcript of the gene WSCD1, whose product is annotated as WSC domain containing 1. Lineage: Eukaryota; Metazoa; Chordata; Aves; Psittaciformes; Psittacidae. Bases 11 to 1309 code for a protein of 432 amino acids. Gene Ontology annotation, molecular function: sulfotransferase activity. The record is from RefSeq and is a predicted model, not a curated record. The transcript is spliced from 7 exons.
AGGCACCUACAUGGGAUGCUUCAGUGAUGAUUCGAGGGAGAGGACACUGAAGGGCGCUGUGUUCUAUGACUUAAGAAAAAUGACGGUAUCCCACUGCCAGGAGGCUUGUGCCGAGAGGGCUUACAGCUACGCGGGGCUGGCGUACGGAGCAGAGUGCUACUGCGGCAACAAGCUCCCCACGACCGCCUCGAAGCCUGAGGAGUGCAACAGCGAGUGCAAGGGGGAGAAGGGCUCUGUCUGCGGAGGGGUGAACCGGCUCUCGGUCUACAGGGUGGAGGAGCUGCGGGCAGGAGCCAGACGACGGAGGAAUGUUAUCUAUCGAGGAUGUUUUAGAGCUCCAGCAAAUUUAACAGACACCUUUCCAGCCUCUUUGAUACAGCCCAAUUUGACGGUGGAGAUGUGCUCUGAAUUCUGCUCCAAGAAAGAGUUUCCCUUGGCAGUGCUCCGAGCACGGGAGUGCUACUGCGGCUACGCCACCGGGCGCUUCUCACUGCACAACGGGGCGGACGCGCUGCUCUGCAGCGGGCUGCACAACGCCAGCAGCGCUGCCGAGGGACAGUACUGCCUGGUCUACCAGACCCCAGUGCAAGACACCCGCUGCACGGACAGGAAAUUCUUAACCACCAAAUCCAAAGUGUUUGUUGCUUUGUCAAGCUUUCCUGGGGCUGGGAAUACAUGGGCUCGCCAUUUGAUAGAGCAUGCCACAGGAUACUACACUGGAAGCUAUUACUUUGAUGGAGCCCUCUACAACAAAGGUUUUAAAGGAGAAAAAGACCACUGGAGAAGUAGAAGGACCAUCUGUGUGAAAACACACGAGAGCGGCAAGACGGAGAUCGAGAUGUUCGACUCUGCGAUCCUGCUGAUCCGGAACCCGUACAAGUCCCUGAUGGCGGAGUUCAACAGGAAGUAUGCGGGGCACCUGGGCUAUGCCACCGACCGCAACUGGAAGAGCAAAGAGUGGCCGGAUUUCGUGAACAGCUACGCUUCCUGGUGGGCCUCCCACGUCCUGGACUGGCUCAAGUACGGGAAGCGCCUGCUCAUCAUCCACUACGAGGACCUGAAGCAGAGCCUCAUCCCCACGCUGAAGGAAAUGGUGGAGUUCCUGAACAUGACGGUGACGGAGGACAGACUGCUCUGUGUAGAGAACAACAGGGACGGGAAUUUCAAGCGGUCCGGUGCUAAGCAAAAGGAUUUUGAGCCAUUCACCCAGGAAAUGAAAGAUCUUAUCAACAGAUACAUCCUGACAGUGGACGAGGCCCUGAGGGGAAGAAAUUUCACAGGGCUGCCCAGAGAGUACGUGCCAAGAUGAUAGCCUGGUAGCACUCAGUACCGAGGUUAAAAACAAGAUAAUUUU